AUGCAUAAAAUAAGGAAGAAAAGGCAAAUAAUUUUUGGAAUAUUACAUAUCUUACUAAUAGCAAUGAAAAAGGCCAGUACUCAAGGCAUGCCGUAUGCCGAGAUUAUUAAAAUUCAUGAAAUUGAAAUUAUGUGUCAAAAUUCAAUACGUAUAGCAAUUUCUUUAAAGGGGGCGCUUAACCUACUUUACCCGUAUUUCAUAGAAGAAAAAUUAAUUAUGAAAGAGUAUUAUGAAAACUUAAAAAGCAAAGAAAACCAAGAAAAUUCUUUGGGAGGACUGCAUACUCCAAAAAAAUCUAUUAAUAUACUACCUAAUAUAGUGAAAAAAUUUAUGCCAAUAAAAAAGAAAAAGCGUUUAAUACUAGAAGAGUACUACAAUAUGUGCAACGCAGCCUUUCUAGACAUGUUUAUAUUUGAAAAUACUUCCGUGCCAAAUAUUGUGAAUUCAAAUUGUGAUAAACCCAGCAGUGCCCAUGUAGAAAAUACCGUUAUAGUUAUUAACAAGCGCAAAAAAUAUUCAUUUUCAAAUUUUCUUGCCGAAGAAAAAGUUGAAAAAUAUUCGAAUUAUAUUCUUGCUUCGCUGUUUCUUCUUUCUGAGGGAAUAAAAGUUCCAAUAAAAAUAUGUUCAUGCAAGAAAAAACAAGAAAUAAUUCUUAUUCUAACGAACUACCAAAAAACAAAACCAAUCUUUCAUAUUGAAAUAGACAGAACUUUAAAUAAGUACUUGCCGGAUGUAUCUAGAAUAUUCAGGCUAUUUAAAAAAUAUACAAAGAUCUGCAAGUUACUGAAGCCAGAACAGAGAAAAGAGCCAAGUACAUUUGAUGAAUUUAAAGCAAAUGAAUUUUUAGGCUCUCUAAGAUUUCUAAUAAGGAUGUAUAUAUAUAAAUUUUAUACAAACUGUGAUGAGCUUAAACUAUUUUAUAUUGAAGUAGACAGGAUUCUCUCGGAUAUUGUGAUUAAUACAAUGACUCUAACUAUACCUAUGGAUUCGUUUGCUAUAAAUCAAUGUGCAGACUCGCUGUUCACAGAACUAUUUGAAUUCACACUUGAUGGGUUCUAUAAGUCAGAGAAAGAAUUUGAAAAGAUAUAUAAAAAAGUGUAUGAGGAAGUUAAUAAUGAAGUUAAAGUAUAG
Molecule: messenger RNA, 1131 nt
Organism: Nematocida parisii ERTm1
Lineage: Eukaryota; Fungi; Microsporidia
Exons: 1
Coding region: 1-1131 (376 amino acids)
Source: RefSeq, a predicted model, not a curated record